Molecule: messenger RNA, 1849 nt
Organism: Micropterus salmoides (largemouth bass)
Lineage: Eukaryota; Metazoa; Chordata; Actinopteri; Centrarchiformes; Centrarchidae
Gene: bag1
Product: BCL2 associated athanogene 1
Exons: 7
Coding region: 75-698 (207 amino acids)
Biological process (GO): protein stabilization
Cellular component (GO): cytosol; nucleus; cytoplasm
Molecular function (GO): protein-folding chaperone binding; adenyl-nucleotide exchange factor activity
Source: RefSeq, a predicted model, not a curated record
CCCGGAAGUAGUUAGCAAUCAGCUACAGUUAGCUGUGUGGUUCAUGUUGUGAUUAAAGGACGCUAAAAAACAAAAUGUCAGAGCAUCCGAUUACAGUGACAGUUGCAUACGGAUCUACUAAACACAGCAUCACAUUAACUGGCCAGGGUGAUGGCAAGGGCCCCACUGUCAAAGACCUGUCAGAUGCUCUCAAUCAAGCUACUGGAGUUCCACAAACCUCACAGAAACUCAUCUUCAAAGGGAAAUCUCUGAAGGAUGUGGAGGAGAGUCUGUCCAGUUAUGGAGUAAAAGAAGGCUGCAAACUCAUGUUGAUUGGAAAGCGGAACAGUCCUGAGGAAGAGGCUGAACUGAAGAAGCUGAAAGACAUCGAGAAAUCUGUGGAACAGACGGCUAAAAAGCUUGAGAAGGUAGACGGGGAGUUGACUGGACUCAAGAAUGGGUUCCUGGCCAAAGACCUCCAGGCAGAGGCGUUGGGUAAACUAGACCACAGAGUGAAAAUAGCAGCUGAACAGUUCAUGAAGAUCCUGGAGCAAAUCGAUGCUUUGUCUCUCCCAGACAAUUUCAAUGACUGCAGACUGAAGAAAAAGGGACUUGUAAAGACAGUGCAGGAUUUCCUGGCCCAGUGUGACAAGAUGGAGGCUUGUAUAUCAGACCACCUAUCAAAGAUCCAGUCGAAAAAUCUUGCUCUGGCGGACUAGAGCUAAAAGGUCUACCAUAUCAUGUGAUAUACAUUGCUCUGUGAGCAACUGCAAAGUGUACAGGCGGCUUCAAGUGUGGAGCAGCUCCUUGUCUAUUUAUUGUUGGUGUGAUAUGUAUGAAAGAGCACUCGUCACAGAGAACCCUGUGAACAGAAGGAGGCUGGUUAUUGGCGCUGACGCUGGGUACAUCUGGGAUACGUUCUCCUUGAGAUAUUGGAACCACAGUCACUCUGAGAAAAGGAACAGAUGUGCUUUAAAUUGUGACAAAUUAAAUAGAUCCCCUUAUAGCAUCUAAAACUAGUGCUGAAUAGAACUGCCACGGCCAUCAAAUUAUCCACAAUGUCGGAAAGCUGUUAAGAUUCUCUAGUUCAUCAAAAUGUACAAUAACAGAACAGAAAUCAUUCUCAUUGUGAUGUGCCACGUGUCGAGUGCCCCUUAUCUCAGUUUGUAUGCACAUGGCCAAAAGUAUGUGGACACCCAAACAUUAAUAAAAAGGAUUUUCGCUGGAUUUUAGGACCUGGUUGCAGGGCUCAUCAGUAACAUCAGGCACUGAUGCUGGGCGAUAAGGCUCAUACUCAGUGCGCCACUUUAUUUCUGUAGUAUUGGAUAGGGUUGAGGACCUGGCUCACCAAAUUGGGAAAACCAUUUCUUCACUGUCGUAACAGGAAAGGGUCCUCUGCCACUGUUUAAUAUACAGUUGCAUAAUGUACAGUUGCUGGAUAAAUUAGUUGAUAUUAAUCAGAAACUAUUUUGAUAAUCAUUUAAUGGUUUGCCUUGUACAAAAAUCCUAAAGAUUCUCGCUUGCUGCUUUUCUUCACCAUAUGUAAUAGUAAACUGAAUUUUGGGUGGUCACUAUCGUCUGACAUUUCAUCCACCAAAGGAUUAAUAAAAUUAAUUGAGAUAAUAAUUGUUAGUUGCAAAACUAGUCCACACAAUAAAAGAUAGCUCAAGAAGCACACAAUGCUGUACGCAUAAUUUUGGCCAUAUAGUGUAUGUGUGCAUUAUUCUACAUUGAGAGUCAGCACCAGCCAGCACCUUUUGUUAAAUCCAUUAGUGUGAACUGUUGAAUUGGUAUUGUUUAAACAUCACUAAGACUGGCACAUAUCUGUUCUUUUUGUUUGUUUUAAAAUAAAAUCUUAUUGAAAAGUGAA